Lutzomyia longipalpis is the source of this 1481-nucleotide messenger RNA. RefSeq lists its product as uncharacterized. The record is from RefSeq and is a predicted model, not a curated record. Lineage: Eukaryota; Metazoa; Arthropoda; Insecta; Diptera; Psychodidae. Gene Ontology annotation, biological process: regulation of synaptic transmission, cholinergic; sleep; positive regulation of voltage-gated potassium channel activity. The coding region runs from base 997 to 1443 and encodes 148 amino acids. The transcript has 3 exons.
AGGAGAACAGUGUAUUAUAUUGGUGUUUAGAAGAAAAAAAAAAGAAGGAGAAUAAUGAUUGUAAAUAGAAGUAUAAAAGUGGUGUACACGGCGGGAGAAAAAAAAAGCAACGAAUGAUGGAAAACGUCAUGCCUUAUACUACUUCUUACCAGUUAGACCCAUAAUACUUUCAAUGCCAUUCAUCCCAAAGACUUGGCACUCGUCGACUGCCUGAUUCGGGGCCACGGAGGGUCCAGAGAAGUUCUCAAAAUUCCCAUGAGUGAGAUGUUUUGCAGGCUAAUCCGGCGGUCUCUCUCUUUGGGUUGGAAAUUAAAGUGAGAUUGCGGGACAAUAUUGACGUAGACUAUUGGGUAUGGUAUGCAUUUUGAUUGAGUCAGUUCUGAACACAACAAUUCCGGUUUGAUCCAAAUUUAUCGGCCACGCAUCAAACCUUCAUCUCUACGCCAAGAGACUUCUCUCCGUUAUGGAUUCAGCUCCAAACACUUCCAGCAGUAUUCAGCCUCAUCUUGGCCACUCAACACCGCAUUUGUGAGGCAACAUCACGAAAAUAUCUAUUUCAUUCACCCCCGCCUGUGGUGUUAUGCUCUUGCUGGUAAAAGUCAUUUAUUGAAAUUGACGAAAAAUAAAAAAAAGGGAGGGUGCCAAUUAGGAGGAGCGAGGACGAAAAGGUGCUAUUUCGGUUGCUCGGAGCUUUUUGUUAGAAAGGAAGCAAAAAUUUACCGGUGUGUGCCAUCGUCAUUCCUCAAGUGGUUAUCAUAGAGCAAACGUUUGCUCUCGUGAUAAGGCCAUUAUAAUAAAUGUGAUGAAAGUGCUACUGACUCUACGAAUCAUUUCGCUGUUUAGUGCGGAGGAGUAUUUUUAACCACAUGACCGUUCUCGCGAUCAUCUCCGUAAGAAUCCUAACUGAAAGAAAAAAAACUCACAUAAUUUUCGUGCAGUGAACUAAUAAAAGUAAACAUCUGUGUGUGCCUCAAUUGAGAUCGAUAUUCUUCAAAAAUGUUUGUGAUAAGUCCCAUGAAGACCUUCCUGUUAGUCGCUGUACUUGCUGUGACCUUAUCUAUCAAAGACGUUUCUGCAAUAAAAUGCUAUCAGUGCAACUCAGCCAUUGACGUGGGAUGUGAUCUUAUUGAUGGUAAUGAACCUGAGAAAUUUGCACAUUUCUACAAAGAAUGCGAAGGGAAUUACGAAGGACAAACGCCCUUUUGCCGCAAAAUUGAAUACGAAUUACUGGACCGUGAGGUAGAAGAGCAACGACUCAUAAGGAUUUGUGGCUGGAUCCCAUCCAAUAGGAGAAAAUCUUGCGUGGAAUUCACGACGGACAAUCACUUCCAGAAGGAGUGUGAAUGCCACGACAAUGGCUGCAACGCUUCAACGCGGCUGAAGAUGUCCAUUUUUGUUACAUUGGCAUCGUCCAUUCUUGUAUUAAUACUUUCCAAUGCUUAGUUAAUAAAUUAAUCAUGUUAUUCAAAGUGAAACGGAAA